AUGAGCUCCAAUCCUGCCGCCUCGGCAGCUUUGGCUGCAUCUGUUGCAUUUAAAGGUACCUACCAAAUUCCAAACCAGAAACGAAAAACAAAACCACCACUAUAUUUAGCUAUCAAUACAGAUGUUGAUGGAUCGAAAACAUCAUUGGUAGCAGCUCAGACAUCUCAACUGCGAUCUCAGAAGAUGGCAGCUCCUACAGCCAAUAAACCAGCACACUCUCCUAUUGGUCAGUUAGGGCUGGUGAGAGCAAAGCACAAACAGACAACUGGAACGUCUGACGACGACGUUUCGUCAAGCGUCCUGCUGGGAACAGACUACUUCAGCACAUCUCGGGUUGGUGGCUCGAGUGGAAACUCGGAAGGAGGCGUGGCUUCACCUCAUAGGCUGAGGACCAACGUUAACUUAAAGCCGCAUGAAAUGCUCGAACAAGUAAGAAAGUCCAUCAACUCCAAGUCCAAAGUCGGCUUUGGAAAAGAUCUGCAUCGGAAGUCUCAGUUAGCUAUAGAUCAGGUGCGUCAGAAUGUGGAUCAACACAGAAUACGUACAAUUCGAGACGAGCCAGCUGUGGCCACCGAUACGCCAAUCGAUACCGCAGCAGUAGCACCAGUCGUACCACCUGCUAGCAAGAGCACUGCAGAAAUUGCAGCAGCAGACUCAGAUCGUGUCAGCGUUAGCAGUGGCCAACGACUCUUGUAUAAUCAAGCAUUAAUGGGCAAUCACUCACACUCGUCAAUUGGCACAGGAACCUCCAACGACCUCGAGGGUCCUGAUACACCUAUAAUAAAACUUUCAAGAACAGUCAGUAUUGGACUGAAAGUUCUGAGCAGCAGCGUUUCUCCGUCUCCAGUCAUUGCACCAACCACAGGGCCAUAUGGACACAUUGCACCUUCUCCUCUCGCCCCUUCGCCCAUAGCAAUCCCACCAUCGCCAAAUGCGUUGGCACGCGGAUUAGCUAUAUCUGACGCUCAGAUACUGGUGCUGAUGCUACUGCCGUCUGUGACAGGAUCUGUGGCCGAAUUGCCUGAGGAGCCUAGGAAAGCACACCGAAAACCUCCACCCGCCGAUUUCCCAUCGGAAGAUGAUGUUUCACUUUCGGGCCAUUCGCUGAGCAUGCCAGCCAGUGAUAUCGACGAGGAGCACAAACUCCCAAUUUUUCCUGAUAUUGAAGGAAAGCACAAGAAGCACAAGUUUUUCCAUAGAAAGCACAAGAAGGACACAGUGUUCGAAAGCAACGCUCUGGAGGAAGAUGAAGUUGCAGACAAGGACGAGGAAUUUAUUCCUAGCCGCAGCGCCACGCCGGUAGUGAACACUCAGCAGGUGAAGUUUAAAACCACUAUGAGAAAGGUGAACAAAAGACGAGAAAGGAAAACCGCUUUCAACGAAGACAAACCCUGGAAGAACCAUGGUGAGCUCGACUAUGUUUCUGAGACACAGAGGAAGCGGUACGAGGGACUUUGGGUCAGCAAUCGAGGACUCUAUAUGAACAAAGUGGUGACACCACUAGUAGGCGUGAAAUAUGAGAAAGACGAGGCACUCCAAGAAGAGGAGCCCAAGGAUAAGAAAUUGAGCGAGAAAGAGAUCUCACAGAAAGCAGCCAAACUCUCUUCUACGGCGAAUACCGAGUUCCAGGAGCACGAUAUACAACAACUACACGGUUUAUGCGAAGCAGAACCCCUGGAAUUGAUGCAUGGAGUUGUGGUCAAGAGGUUAUGGAGCAGGAGUAAAUUAUCAUCAGAAGAGCUCGCUUCGAUAUGGGACUUGGUGGAUUUCCGAAAGGACGGAACUUUGAAUAAAGCAGAGUUUAUUGUGGGGAUGUGGCUUGUGGAUCAAUGUCUCUAUGGACGGAAGCUUCCCAAGGAAAUUCCUGAGCUGGUGUGGACAAGCCUUGGUAGUAUUGGUGUUCGAGUUGUGAUUAAGAAGAAGCGGAGGUGA
This is a messenger RNA of Sungouiella intermedia, 1932 nucleotides long. NCBI's taxonomy places the organism in Eukaryota, Fungi, Ascomycota, Pichiomycetes, Serinales, Metschnikowiaceae. The record is from the annotation of a GenBank genome assembly.